AUGCGCCUCGCUGUAUUAGCUCUCGCCGUCCUUGCUGCCCCGGCACUCGCCCAGGAUGCUCAACACGUGUGGCAGGCUCCCGGAAGCAAUGAUCGUCGAUCUCCGUGCCCCCUCUUGAACAGUCUCGCCAACCACGGCUACCUACCACGAAACGGCCAAAACAUCUCCGUCGACGCCCUGAUCGAUGGCAUGCACGCCGGCCUCAACCUGCGCGAGGACGCCAAGCUCUUCUUCCGCCUGCAGGGCAACAAGGCCGUCGGGGCCUCGUCGACGGGGGACAAGACGACCUUCCACCUCAGCGACCUCAACAAGCACGACCUCAUCGAGCACGACGCCUCCCUCAGCCGGGCGGACAUCUACUUUGGCGACAACUGGUCCUUCAACCAGACCAUCUUCGACGAGACGAAGUCGUACUGGCCCUCGGCCACCAUCUCCAUCAGCGACGCCGCCAAGGCGCUCGCCGCGCGGCAGAAGAGCGCCGAGGCGAUCAACCCGGAGUUCAACCUGCCUCUCGACGGGCACACCAACUCGCUGGGCCAGACGGCCAUGUACCUCGGCCUGUUUGGGGACUACGACGACGGCAACGCGAACCGGGCCUGGGUCGAGUACUUCUUUGAGAACGAACGACUACCGUUUGAGCUCGGCUGGCAGAGGCGGUCGGACAACGACAAGAUCCCGGCCACGGGGAUCCUGGCCUUGACGACCAAGGUGGCCGUUCACUACCUCGCGGUCAAGAUUGGACUCUGA
Messenger RNA from Colletotrichum higginsianum IMI 349063, 747 nucleotides. RefSeq names its product Chloroperoxidase-like protein. The transcript is spliced from 3 exons. Gene Ontology annotation, molecular function: peroxidase activity. The record is from RefSeq and is a predicted model, not a curated record. Lineage: Eukaryota; Fungi; Ascomycota; Sordariomycetes; Glomerellales; Glomerellaceae. The coding region runs from base 1 to 747 and encodes 248 amino acids.